AUGAAUGGAUCGACAGUGUGUACGAAUCAGAUCGGGGAGAACGAAGCAAAGUGUGAGACGUCGAGAGAUCUGUGCAUUGUCAUUGCUGAUGCGAGUCCAACGGGUCUGGGCGCCGUGCUAUUGCAGGAAGACAAGAACGGUUCAAAAAGAAUCAUUUCGUUUGCUAGCAAAGCUUUGACGGAUACUGAAAGAAAAUAUUUCCAGACCGAAAAGGAAGCGCUGGCUCUGGUUUGGGCGGUUGACAGAUUUCAACUUUACCUGCUGGAACGGGCAAAGCCUUGUGCUAGAAUAGAACGAUGGGUUUUGCGUUUGCAGAGCUAUUCCUACGAUGUGCUGUACCAACCGGGGUCCGGUAACCUAGCCGAUGCCCUUUCAAGAAUGUCAGUAGUAAACCCUGUUGAGUUCAGGAGUGCAGAUGAGGCUUGCAUUUACCAGUUGGUUUUGGCAGGAUUUCCAAAAGCUGUUACGAUUCAAGAAGUAGAGGAAGCGGUUCUCAACGAUGAAGUCAUUCAAAGCGUUAUCAAAGGGUUGGAAUCCGGAGAAUGGGUUGAAAAAGCAAAAGAGUACAAACCAUUCAGCUCAGAACUGUGUGUAGUUGCAAAUUUGCUGUUGAGAGGGGACCGGCUGAUAAUUCCGGAAAAGUUAAGAGAUCGCGUGAUUGAAGUAGCUCAUGAAUCACAUCCGGGAAUGGUUACCAUGAAACGAAGACUUCGACAAAAAGUAUGGUGGCCUAAGUUGGACAAACAAGUGGAGAGUUACGUAAAGAAAUGUAAGGCCUGUACGCUUGUAGCUACCUGUGAUCCUCCAGUGCCGAUGGCUCGUACCAAGAUCCCUACGAAACCCUGGGCUGAUCUAGCGGUUGAUUUUGUUGGGCCGUUACCGUCAGCUCAUAAUCUGCUCGUAAUAAUUGAUUAUUUUAGCCGUUUCGCUGAGGUGAUUAUAAUGAAACAAAUCACAGCAAACCUCACUGUAAGGGCCCUACACGAAACGUUUUGUCGAUUUGGAAUGCCGGAAUCUAUCAAAACAGAUAACGGACCACAGUUCAUUAGCUCUGAAUUUCACGAUUUCUGUAAACAAUUCGGCAUCGAUCACGUGAAGACUACUCCCUAUUGGCCACAAGGCAAUGGGGAAGUAGAAAGGCUGAACCGCUCGAUUGGCAAAAGAUUAAAAAUUAGUCAGGAAACAGCAGGAUCAGAUUGGCAGUGGGACCUCAGAACAUUUGUUCUAAUGUAUAAUUCAACGCCUCAUUCGACGACUGGAGUUGCUCCAUCGAGCAUGCUUUUCGGAAGAAAGCUCAAAGAUAAACUGCCGGGAUUAAUAAUAAAGAACGAACAUAUACUUGAGGAAAUCCGAGAUCGUGAUCAUGUUAAAAAGAUGAAGGAGGCGGAGUACAGUGAUGAACGUCGUGGAGCCAAGCCGGAUGAUCUUCAAGAAGGGGAUAAGGUAGUAACGAAACGUAUCCAAAAAGAUAAUAAAUUAUCAACGACAUUCGAUUCGGAGGAGUUCAUCGUCAUCGGUCGAGAAGGUUCUGACGUAACAAUUAAGUCAACGGAAUCGGGACGAAUCAUACAUCGCAAUAUCUCCCAUCUGAAGAAACUCCACACAUGUGAAACUGUACAAAAGGAAACCAACGAAACUAGCGAGGCCGGAAAAAGUCCAGGAACUCAACAGCCCGAGGAUCCAGCACCAACUCCGGAAAGAGUGACCGUAGGAGCUAGUUCGCGACCAAGACGGCAAAUGAAACGGCCAGCACACCUCGAUGAUUAUUCUAUGAGCACAAUAAUUUAA
This is a messenger RNA of Aedes albopictus (Asian tiger mosquito), 1788 nucleotides long. RefSeq lists its product as uncharacterized. The record is from RefSeq and is a predicted model, not a curated record. The transcript is spliced from 3 exons. Bases 1 to 1788 code for a protein of 595 amino acids. Gene Ontology annotation, biological process: DNA integration. NCBI's taxonomy places the organism in Eukaryota, Metazoa, Arthropoda, Insecta, Diptera, Culicidae. Gene Ontology annotation, molecular function: nucleic acid binding.